AUGUCGUUGUCAUACGUUGUUUCACAUUGCCGUGGUAGCAUUUCUAGCUACAACAUGGGAUUUGGGAACGACAAGUGACAGUGUGAUGACUGUAUAUCAAGUUUAGUGUGAACAACAGUGUAGAAAAUAACAGUUUAUGUCCUAGAUCUGUAUUUCUGCCGGAGGUUGGCGGGGGCGAACAGAAGUCACGAUGGUGAAAGAGCAGUUUAGAGAGACUGAUGUGGCCAAAAAAAUAAGCCACAUCUGUUUUGGGAUGAAGUCGGCUGAACAGAUGAGACAGCAGGCUCAUAUCCAAGUGGUCAGUAAGAACCUGUACAGCCAGGACACCAGCCAUACUCCUCUACCAUAUGGGGUACUGGAUCAUCGCAUGGGCACCAGUGAGAAGGAUCGUCCUUGUGAGACGUGUGGGAAGAACCUGGCUGACUGUCUGGGACACUAUGGGUAUCUGGACCUGGAGAUGCCCUGUUUUCAUGUGGGCUAUUUCAAAGCCACCAUUGGAAUCCUACAGAUGAUCUGUAAGACGUGUUCUCACAUCAUGCUGACCAAAGAGGAGAAACUACAGUUCAUGGAUGUGUUGAAGAGGCCAGGCCUAGCGUACCUCCAGAAACGAGGAAUGAAGAAGAAGAUAUCCGACAAAUGCCGCAAAAGGACAUUGUGUCUCAAUUGCUCCACGUUAAAUGGACCAGUGAAGAAGUGUGGCUUGCUGAAGAUCCUCCACGAGAAAUACAAGACAACCAAGAAAGUGGUGGACACUGUAGUAUCAGACUUUCUCAACUCAUUCGAUAUCGCAAUAGAACACAACAAGGAAGUGGAGGGCUUGCUUAACAGGGCUCAGGAGAACCUGAGUCCUCUAGUGGUGCUGAACCUCUUCAGGAGGAUACCAGCGGAGGACAUUCCCCUGCUCCUGAUGAACCCUGAGGCAGGUAAGCCUGCAGACCUCAUCCUCACCCGCCUGCUGGUACCCCCGCUCUGCAUCCGCCCCUCUGUCAUCUCAGACCUCAAGUCAGGUACUAAUGAGGAUGACCUCACCAUGAAGCUCACAGAGAUCAUCUUCCUCAAUGACGUCAUCAAGAAGCACCGUAUGUCAGGGGCCAAGACCCAGAUGAUCAUGGAGGACUGGGACUUCCUCCAGCUGCAAUGUGCUCUCUACAUCAACAGUGAGCUCUCUGGCAUCCCCCUCAACAUGGCCCCUAAGAAGUGGACCAGAGGCUUCGUUCAGAGACUCAAGGGCAAACAAGGGCGAUUCCGUGGAAACCUCUCCGGGAAGAGAGUGGAUUUCUCUGGGAGAACGGUCAUCUCUCCGGACCCCAACCUGCGGAUUGAUGAGGUGGCUGUCCCUGUGCACGUAGCCAAAAUCCUGACCUACCCAGAGAAGGUGAACAAGGCCAACUUGGAGAUGCUUAGGAAGCUGGUGCGGAGCGGUCCAGAGGUCCACCCUGGAGCCAACUUCAUCCAGCAACGACACACGCAGAUGAAGAGGUUUCUGAAGUACGGGAACCGAGAGAAGAUGGCCCAGGAGCUGAGGUUUGGAGACGUGGUGGAGAGACACAUGAUCGAUGGAGACAUCGUCCUCUUCAACCGACAGCCCUCUCUACACAAACUCAGCAUCAUGGCUCAUAUUGCCAAAGUGAAGCCUCACAGAACGUUCCGGUUUAACGAGUGUGUGUGCACGCCGUACAACGCUGACUUUGACGGGGAUGAGAUGAACCUUCACCUUCCCCAGACAGAGGAGGCCAAGGCUGAAGCCCUGGUGCUGAUGGGGACCAAAGCCAACCUGGUGACCCCCAGGAACGGAGAGCCUCUGAUUGCUGCUAUUCAAGACUUUCUGACAGGAGCCUACCUGUUGACCCUGAAGGACACAUUCUUCGAUAGGUCUAAAGCCUGCCAGAUAGUGGCCUCUAUCCUGGUGGGGGUGGAUGAGAAGAUCAAGAUAGCUCUCCCACACCCUGCCAUACUCAAGCCCAUGACCCUGUGGACAGGGAAGCAGAUCUUUGGUCUGAUCCUGAAGCCCAGUAAGGCCUGUCCAGUCAAGGCCAACCUGAGGACCAAGGGGAAACAGUACAGUGGGAAAGGAGAGGACCUCUGCAGCAACGACUCCUGUGAGUUCCUCCCCAUGCCUCUCUAUUUACUGAUGCUGUUUACUUCCACCUAUGAUAAUGCUUUGAACAUGCUCAAUACUAAAGGCGUUGUCAUACUUUACCAUGCUUGUUUUAGUUUUCCCGUUGCACAGCAUUUGUUUCCAGUGUGCCCUACUGAACAUGACUGUUAUAAACCCUAUGCAGCCAACCGGGGUUUCUCCAUCGGUAUUGGUGACGUGACCCCAGGCCAGGGUCUGCUGAAGGCCAAACAGGACCUGCUGGAUGGAGGCUAUGCCAAGUGUGACGAGUACAUCGAGGCCCUGAAGACGGGCAAACUGCAGCAACAGCCAGGCUGCACGGCUGAGGAGACACUGGAGGCCCUCAUCCUGAAGGAGUUGUCUGUUAUCAGAGACCAUGCCGGCAGCGCCUGCCUCAGAGAACUGGACAAGACCAAUAGUCCUCUGAUUAUGGCUCUGUGUGGCUCCAAAGGAUCCUUCAUCAACAUCUCCCAGAUGAUCGCCUGCGUGGGCCAGCAGGCUAUAAGCGGCUCUCGAGUGCCCGACGGCUUUGAGAACCGCUCGCUGCCUCACUUUGAGAAGCACUCUAAACUUCCUGCAGCUAAAGGGUUUGUAGCUGACAGCUUUUAUUCAGGCCUGACGCCGACGGAGUUCUUUUUCCACACUAUGGCUGGUCGAGAGGGCUUGGUGGACACCGCUGUUAAAACAGCAGAGACCGGAUACAUGCAGAGGCGUCUGGUCAAGUCGUUGGAGGACCUGUGUUCCCAGUAUGAUCUGACGGUACGGAGCUCCACUGGUGACAUCAUCCAGUUUGUCUGGGGGGACGGCCUGGACCCGGCCGCCAUGGAGGGGAAAGAUGAGCCGUUGGAGUUCAACAGAGUUCUGGACAACAUCCGGUCUGUCCAUACGUGUUCUGAGCAGCCAGCCCUUAGUAAGAAUGAGUUGGUCCUGACAGCAGAGUCCAUCAUGAAGAGGAGUGACUUCAAGUGCUGCCGAGACAGCUUCCUCGAGGAGAUCAAAAAGUUCAUCAAGGCUACAUCCGAGAAAAUCAAGAAGACCAGGGACAAAUACGGCAUCAACGACAAUGGCACCACUGAGCCCAGAGUUCUGUAUCAGUUGGACCGCAUCACUCCCAGCCAGCUAGAGAAGUUUCUGGAGACCUGCAGGGACAAGUACAUGAGAGCUCAGAUGGAGCCGGGCUCAGCAGUAGGAGCCCUGUGUGCCCAGAGCAUUGGGGAGCCUGGCACCCAGAUGACCCUGAAAACCUUCCACUUUGCUGGGGUAGCCUCCAUGAACAUCACCCUGGGGGUCCCACGCAUCAAGGAGAUCAUCAACGCCUCCAAGAACAUCAGCACACCUAUAAUCAGCGCUCACUUGGAUGUGGACGACGACGCAGACUUCGGCCGUCUGGUGAAAGGGAGGAUUGAAAAGACCCUUCUGGGAGAGAUUUCAGAGUACAUUGAAGAGGUGUUUCUGCCAGACGACUGUUUCAUUCUGGUCAAGCUGUCACUGGAGAGGAUCAGACUGCUACGGCUAGAGGUGAAUGCAGAGACAGUCCGCUACUCUAUCUGCAUGUCUAAGCUGAGAGUGAAGCCUGGAGACAUAGCUGUACACGGGGAGGCAGUGGUCUGUGUAUCUCCCAGGGAAAACAGCAAGAGCUCCAUGUACUACGUCCUCCAGUCUCUAAAGGAUAACCUGCCCAAGGUGGUGGUACAGGGUAUCCCUGAGGUCUCCAGAGCUGUCAUUCACAUCGACGAGCAGACCGGCAAGAACAAGUACAAGCUGCUGGUUGAGGGAGACAACCUACGCAGUGUCAUGGCAACCCACGGUGUCAACGGCAACAGGACCACCUCAAACAACACCUAUGAG
This is a messenger RNA of Oncorhynchus tshawytscha (Chinook salmon), 3964 nucleotides long. Its product is annotated as DNA-directed RNA polymerase III subunit RPC1-like. Gene Ontology annotation, molecular function: DNA binding; DNA-directed RNA polymerase activity. NCBI's taxonomy places the organism in Eukaryota, Metazoa, Chordata, Actinopteri, Salmoniformes, Salmonidae. Gene Ontology annotation, biological process: DNA-templated transcription. The record is from RefSeq and is a predicted model, not a curated record.